Messenger RNA from Oryza brachyantha (malo sina), 2888 nucleotides. Its product is annotated as filament-like plant protein. The record is from RefSeq and is a predicted model, not a curated record. The transcript is spliced from 6 exons. Bases 226 to 2637 code for a protein of 803 amino acids. NCBI's taxonomy places the organism in Eukaryota, Viridiplantae, Streptophyta, Magnoliopsida, Poales, Poaceae.
GAGGUAGAGGAGGAGGAGGAAUCCUGGAGACACGGUUGCAGUGGGUCGGGGUCUCGUGUAUCGCGCCGAAGAAGACGAAGCGGGAGAAAGGGUGGCCUCGUCGUCGUCGUCAUCUGGUCACACUUCUUGGCCUCUCUCCUCCGGGAGGAAGGGAGUGAGAUAAGCAGAUAGAUAGAGGUGAGCGAAGCAUCGGCAUUGAGCCGAAUGGUGUAGAGAGCUCCAGGGAUGGAUCGCCGGAGCUGGCUGUGGCGGCGGAGGUCGUCGGAGAAGAGCCCCGCCGAGACUGAGAGCUCGGUGUCCUCUCCAUCCGAGAGGCUGUCUGAUGAGCAGGAUACUGCAAAGAGUUCUCCAAGCUCAGUCCAAUCACCGGAGAUCGUGUUGAAGGAAGCACAGGAUGACAAUGUGAAGGUGAAGGUGUUGAGUGAGAGACUGUCGUCUGCAGUUUUGGACAUUCGUGCAAAAGAUGAUCUUGUGAAGCAGCAUUCAAAAGUUGCAGAAGAAGCUGUUCUAGGAUGGGAGAAGGCUGAGAAAGAGAUUGCAUCACUGAAAACCCAGCUGAAUGCUGCAAAUGUCAGGAACUCAACAUUGGAAGACAAAAUUGUUCAUCUCGAUGGCGCCCUCAAGGAAUGCGUCAGGCAACUCCGGCAUGCCAAGGAAGAUCAGGAUCAGAAAGUCCAGGAUGCGCUAGCACAGCAAUCACGUCAAUGGGAAUCCAAGAAGACGGACCUCGAGCUGCGAAUAGUCGAGUUCAAGGCAAAACUCGAAGCGAAGACCGAGUUCUCUGUGAACAUUGACAGUGAUGCAAGCUCAAGGCUGGCCUCCCUAGAGAAGGAGAACUCUGCUCUCAAGGUCCAGCUGCUCGCCAAGUCGGAAGAGUUGGAGCUCAGGACCAUAGAGAAGGAGCUGAACAGAAGGGCAGCAGAGACGGCCAGCAAGCAGCAGCUUGAGAGCAUCAAGAAGAUUGCCAAGCUCGAAGCCGAGUGCAGAAGGCUGCAGGCCAAUGCACGGAGACCCUCAUUUGGUGUAGAGCUCAGGCGUGCACCGAGCUCAGUCUAUGCUGAGUCAGUCACUGACUGCCAGUCAGACUGCUCGGACUCAUGGGCCUCAGCUCUGAUCACCGAGCUCGAUCAGUUCAAGAACGACAAGAGCAGCACAAGGAGUGCAAGCAUUACAGCUGCAGAUAUCGGCAUGAUGGAUGACUUCCUAGAGAUGGAGAAGCUUGCAUUGGCGAACAAUCCGCCGAAGAGCGAGGUUGAGGAUGCUAGUGGGCAGCUGGUGAAGUUUGAGGAGAAGAUCAAGAAGCUGACAUCCGAGAAGGCAGACAGGGAGAAGGCAUUGCACGAAGCUCAGCGAGAGCUCAGGAAUGCCCGCCAUCGGACAAUGGUGGCAGAGGAGAAAUCUGUUGAAUUACAGAGGCAGUUGAACCUUGUCAAGGGAGAAAAGCAUUCCAUAGAAACUGAAAUGGAAGCCAUUGAGAACAGAAGGAAUGAACUGGAGGGAAAACUUGAGCUAGCCCAUGAUGAGAUCACCAGCUUGAUGGACAAGGGGCGCAUUCUGGAGGAACGCCUCGAAUCCGAAAAGGCGCUGACGCUGGAACUGGCUGCAAAGUAUCAGAAGAUGGAUGAACUGGAGGCAAAGAGGAAAGAGCUGCGUGUUCAGUUGGAGGCAUCACAGUCUGAAGCCAGAAAGCUCAGUGAUCAGAUCACUUCCCUAGAGAGGAAACUGGAGAAGGAGAAGGCGUUCUCGACACUGCUCGCAGCGAAGUGCCAUGACAUCGAAGCUAUGGAAGAAAAGAAGAAGGGUAUAGAGCAUGAGUUGGAGUCGGCACGAGAGGAAAUUGCAUCUCUGCAUAACAAAGUGAGCAGCUUGGAACUGAAAAUUCAGGAAGAGAAGGCACUGUCUACCAAACUCGCAGCACGGUCCCGUGAUCUAGAGUCACUGGAUGUGCAGGCAAAUGAACUCAGAUCCCAGCUCCAGUCUGCAAAUUCAGAAAUUGCUGGUCUGAAUGAGAAGGUUAAAAUGCUUGAAGAAGCUGAAGAGAAACACAUGCCAUUGACUUCAGGAUUGGAGUCCCAGCUCAAGUUGGCACAGAAUGAAACCAUGCGCCUCAAGGAUAGUGUCAGAUCGUUGGAAAAGAAGCUGGAAAGCCAAAAGAACUUGUCAUCAGCUUAUAUAACUGCAUUGGAUGCUUCUGAAGCCCAGAAGAACAAAUUCGCCAGUCGGUUUGAGCUCAAAGAGGCAGAAGUGGAGGAAUUGCACAGGAAGUUCCGUUUGCUCGAGGACCAAAUUCGCGAAGAGAGAGCACGAUCUUCUGAACUUGGAGUGCAAUGUAUAAAUCUGAAAGAGCAAAUUGCCAGCAGGGCUCUUAGCCAGCCAAUGAAGCCUAUGGCUAAUAAGGAACUUCACAUAAAAAAGGAGAAAGAGGUAGCUCGUGCAGCAGCAGCUGGGAAACUGGCAGACUGCCAGAAGACAAUAGCUUCACUGAGCAGGCAAUUAAAAUCUUUAGCAGAUUUUGAUGAGUUUGUCCCUGGAUUCGAGAACGACAGCUUAAUAGCUGAAAGCUGGGAGGAAGGUGAUCUGAAACCGUUUAACUCAGCAAAUUACCCAGCACAAUUGGGGUGUCUGGCAGUCAAAUAAUUGUUGUUGAGGCGAGAAGACUGCCAUAGUUUUUAUUCUGGCCGUCACAUGGUUGCCGCGAUGAGAAGAUUGCCAGAAUCCUUCAGGAGAUGCUAUGUAUAUGAAGAGAUAAAUUAAUAGUUUAUAGAUAAGCAAGUGUCCAUAUGUAAACGUUGCUAAUAAAAUUAUUCAAGACUUGAAGGGAACCUAUGUAGAGAUUAAUUUUGUUCCCCUUGUGCCAACCAUGGAAAUUGGCAAUUUUCUUUUCUUCA